AUGGACGCUUCUCCCCUCCGUCCUCGCGACCGCCCUCGUGCGCUCUCUCUUCUUCUUGCUCCUCCGCUGCUCCUCCUCCUCCUCGCGCUCGCGUGCCUUAGCCCUCCGCCCCCACUCGCCUCACUCCUUUCCUCCCUGUCCCCCGCCCUCCGCCCUCUCUCCGCGUGCUUCUCCUCUCCCCUUCCUCCGCCCCCGCCGCUGCUUCCCAUCCCCACGGCGCGCCAGCUGACACGUCAGCGUGCUGAGCUGGCAGCGUUCUUCCACGUGGGCAUGAACACGUUUACGGACCGCGAGUGGGGCACGGGCCGCGAGGACCCGCGGCUGUUCGACCCGGCGGCGCUCAACGCGACGCAGUGGGUCGACACCGUCAAGGCUGCCGGCUUCCAGCUGGUGGUGCUCACGGCCAAGCACCACGACGGCUUCUGCCUGUGGCCCUCGCGCCUCACCAACCACUCCGUGCACCGCUCGCCCUGGCAGGCCGGCCGGGGGGACCUCGUUGCUGACGUGGCGGCGGCGGCGCGGGCGGCGGGCGUGGGGUUGGGGUUAUACCUGUCGUCGUGGGACCGCAACGCGCGGGCAUAUGAGGAGGGCGCUACGGCGUACAACGCCUUGUAUGAGGGGCAGCUGCGCGAGCUGCUCACCCAGUCAGUGAGCGGGGAUGGGGAUGGGGAAUGUAGGGCAGUGGUGAGGGCAGUGGUGAGGGCAGUGGUGAGGGCAGUGGUGAGGGCAGUGGUGAGGGCAGUGGUGAGGGUAGUGGUGAGGGCAGUGCGCCGCUCUACUCACUCCCGUGGUGAGUGUGCGAUGCAGCACGCUCAUUGGAGGAGCAGCCUGACCCCAAGCCACACCCAAGCCAUGUGCGCCGCCCUCCCCUGCCCGCCCGCCUGCGCCCUGCCUUGCGGGUACGGGCCCGUGGCGGAGGUGUGGCUGGACGGCGCCAAGGGGGACCGCCGCCCCAUGACCUACCACACUGCCACGUGGCAGGCUCUCAUUCGCCAGCUGCAGGCGGCAGCAGCGGUGUUUUCAGCGCAGGGCCCCGACAUGCGGUGGGCGGGCAACGAGCGCGAUGAGGCGGGCGAGCCGUGCUGGGCCAUGGUGAACGGCAGCCAGCUCACCCUGGAGGGGUGGGACACAGACUACCUGAACCACGGUGACGUGGCGGGCACGGAUUGGAUGCCAGCGGAGUGUGACGUGUCCAUCCGCCCGGGGUGGUUCUGGCAUCCCUCAGAGCGCCCCAAGCCCCUCCCCCACCUGCUCCACCUCUACUUGGCCUCGGUGGGGCGUGGCUGCUCGCUGCUGCUCAACGUGCUGCCCAACACCACGGGGCUGUUGCAUGGGGAGGACGUGCAGCGGGUGGGGCAGUUUGGCCGCGCGCUUCAAGUGCUGUUCCAGGAGGAGGUCAGCGCCGGGAGUAGGUGUGAGUACGGGCCUGAGAACGUACUGAGGGAGGGGGAUGGAUCCUUCUGGGCGGCCCAGGAUGGGGUGCUGUCUGCCACUGUCCAGUUCGACAUCGGGCAGGUGAAAACCUUUCAUGUGGUUCGGCUGGAGGAGCCUAUGGCGUACGGGCAGAGAAUAAAAUUGUUCACAGCGGAGGUGCUCGACCCGGACCCUGCUGCUGCAGGCGCUGCCACUCGAGCUGCCCCUGCGGCCGAAGUUGCUGGUUCCGGUGCUUGUGGGUGUGGGCCAGGCGGGUGCAAUACCGGGGAUGGUGUGCUGCCGUCCCUUCCUGGUGUGCCAGGCCUGGGAGAGCAUGCGCUCCACACACUGCAUGGCGCCCAGGGGGCAGCACGCAGCAUGCUGGAGAGGACGGGGAGUGCUGGGAGGGCGGGCGAGUGGAGGGUGAUAGCGAGUGGCAGCACGGUGGGGCGCAAGAGGCUGUUUCGGGUGGAAGCAGUGAGCCCGCGGCAUGUGAGGCUCGUCAUUCACGAUGCCAGGGCUGCCCCGCUGCUCUCCUUCUUUGCGCUCUACAGAAGCGGUGAUUUGAGCACCAUAUGA
Closterium sp. Naga37s-1 is the source of this 1992-nucleotide messenger RNA. The record is from the annotation of a GenBank genome assembly. Lineage: Eukaryota; Viridiplantae; Streptophyta; Zygnematophyceae; Desmidiales; Closteriaceae.